This is a messenger RNA of Panicum hallii, 2738 nucleotides long. RefSeq names its product E3 ubiquitin-protein ligase WAV3-like. The transcript is spliced from 2 exons. Bases 182 to 2272 code for a protein of 696 amino acids. Lineage: Eukaryota; Viridiplantae; Streptophyta; Magnoliopsida; Poales; Poaceae. The record is from RefSeq and is a predicted model, not a curated record.
CCCCAAACCGAACCACCACGCGCCCGCGCCCACCGCAAAAUCUGCUCCCUUCCACCGCGAUGGCGAGAACCGUUCGUCCUCAAAUCCCCCGCUUCUGAUCCCGAAGCCAAGUCCUCCGCCGAGCAGCACCAGCAUUUCGUGCGCUCCAAAGGAGCCACCUUUGAGGAUCGGAAGGGGAGCAAUGGCGGCGGCGUGGGGCCGCGCCAAGCGCGCGCUCGCCACAAGCCUCUGCAUCAGCGUGCCCGCGCGGCAUAUGGCCAUCGAGGACUCGCCGCCGGAGGCGGGGGCGGCUGAGGCGUCGUCUUCUGUCGCCCAGGAGAAGGCGGAAUCCGCCUCCGUGUCUCUGCGGCGCCUGACAAGCUUUGGGAGCCGGAGCUCGCAGAAGAUAUGUUCAAUUUGCCUUGGAGGCAUGAGAUCAGGGAUCGGACAGGCCUUGUUCACGGCUGAAUGCUCCCACAAAUUCCAUUUUCAUUGCAUAUCUUCAAAUGUCAAGCAUGGCAACCUUAUCUGCCCGAUAUGCCGUGCUAAAUGGAAAGAACUCCCAAGCGCUCAACCUGCAGAUGCCAAUUAUGGAAGAGCUAGAGUAAGCCCACUAAACUGGCCCCAGGAUGAAGGGCACAUGGCUGUUGUCCGCAGGCUUUCCCAUACAUACAGUGGAAGCCUGCAGGAGCACCUUCCUUUCUUCCGUACUCCAGAGGCAGGCAUCUUCAAUGAUGAUGAGCACAUAGAUCUUCAGUCUGAUACAGCAAAUGAACAUGAUGCGGUCACUGGUUCUGUUGAAAUCAAGACAUAUUCAGAAUUUCCUGCUAUACAGCAAUCAGUGGCCCAGGAGGUCUUUGCUGUAUUGAUCCAUCUCAAGGCUCCAAAAUCCUCGCACUCAGCAUGCUCCCGUGCACCUCUUGACCUUGUCACUGUUCUUGAUGUCAGCGGUAGCAUGGCAGGGACCAAGCUUGCACUUCUGAAGCGUGCCAUGAGCUUUGUCAUACAAACCCUUGGACCCAACGACCGCCUGUCUGUCAUUGCCUUCUCAUCCACAGCACGGAGACUCUUCCCUCUCCGCCGAAUGACAUUAACUGGUAAGCAGCGAGCCUUGCAAGAUGUCAGUUCACUUGUUGCAAGUGGUGGCACAAACAUUGCUGACGGGCUAAAGAGAGGUGCUAAAGUGAUCGAUGACCGUCAGUUGAAGAACCCAGUCUGUAGCAUCAUUCUUCUCUCUGAUGGUCAAGACACACAUACCCUCCUUUCUGACAGGGGUUUGCUAAAUUACAGCGCCCUUGUCCCACCUUCUAUUCUUCCUGGAACAGGUCAUCAUGUCCAGAUCCACACCUUUGGUUUUGGCUCAGAUCAUGAUUCUGCUGCCAUGCAUGCUAUUGCUGAUAUAUCUAGUGGCACAUUUUCAUUUAUUGAUGCUGAAGGCUCGAUCCAAGAUGGGUUUGCUCAGUGUAUUGGUGGGCUCCUGAGUGUAGUUAUUAAGGAGAUGCGUUUGAGCAUUGAAUGUGCUGCUGACGGUGUGCUGCUGACGUCCAUCAAGUCAGGCGGCUAUACAAGUCAGGUUGCUGAAAAUGGCCGUAGUGGUUCAGUUGAUAUUGGAGACCUAUAUGCAGAUGAAGAGCGGGGGUUUCUGGUCACCCUACAUGUGCCAGCUGCGAAGGGGAAGACUCUUCUGAUCAAACCAACCUGCACAUACGAAGACACAAUCACCACUGAGAACAUCGAAGUACAGGGUGAAGAAGUGAGCGUUCAGCGCCCUGCACAUUUUGUGGACUGCAAAAUGUCUCCUGAGGUUGAGCGUGAGUUGCACCGUGUUCAAGCCACAGAGGACAUGUCUGCCGCACAGGCUGCAGCUGAGGGGGGUGCUUUUUCUCAGGCCGUGGCAAUUCUCGAAGGCCGUAGGAGGAUACUGGAAUCACUAGCUGCACAAUCUUCAGAUAGCCAAUGCUUGUCGUUGAUAACAGAGCUGAGGGAGAUGCAGGAUAGGGUGGAGAGCCGGCAAAGAUACGAGGAAUCAGGCAGGGCGUUCAUGCUGGCUGGCCUGAGCUCACACACAUGGCAGAGAGCAACCGCACGUGGUGACUCGACUGAUCUCACUACCACUAUUCACACCUAUCAGACGCCAUCCAUGGUUGACAUGCUUCAGCGCUCUCAGACUCUUGCUGCCCCUGGUGUUGACACGCUGAACCGCUCCCCAACUAUGGCUCCUUCACACAGGUCUCCACAUAGGUUCAGAAGGCCAACCAGGUCAACGAAAUCCUUCUCCGGUCGGCCCCUGUGAUGCUGCCUGAUCAUGAAGCAGUUCCAGCAUUGACUAUUGAAGUAUUACGACAAAGUAAAUUAUUCAUUCUUUAGUUUGUUGUACUGCAGCUCUUACUUCCAUUCUCAAUAUUCUAUAGUAGGCAUAGGACUAGAAGUCUUGAGAUAUAUGCUGGUUUGGUGUACAUGGUUGAAAUUUGGAAAGGAUUUAUAAAUGGCAUAACUGAUAGAGGUGAAGAGGAUUUAGGUAUAUAUGUUUUACAGUUGUCUGUUUGUUCUGUACAUAAACAUCUCCCUUGAAUGAUUUCAGUGAGCAUUAUCUUUGGGAAUGAUAAAUGGCAUAUCAAUGGAAUGAAAAGAUUUAGGUGUGAUUACCUUUUUUCUACAGUUGUCUGUUUUGUUCUGUAUAUAAACAUCUCCCUUGAAUGAUGCCAGUGAAUGAUAAAUGGCACAUAUCAAUAGAAGUGAAAAGGAUUUAGGUAUUGUUC